Lodderomyces oxycetoniae is the source of this 1638-nucleotide messenger RNA. RefSeq names its product mRNA splicing protein. Gene Ontology annotation, molecular function: mRNA binding; zinc ion binding. Gene Ontology annotation, biological process: regulation of mRNA splicing, via spliceosome. The transcript has a single exon. The coding region runs from base 1 to 1638 and encodes 545 amino acids. Gene Ontology annotation, cellular component: nucleus. The record is from RefSeq and is a predicted model, not a curated record. NCBI's taxonomy places the organism in Eukaryota, Fungi, Ascomycota, Pichiomycetes, Serinales, Debaryomycetaceae.
AUGUCCACCAGAGGAAGAUUGAACCGUUUUGAUGACUCUGGUCAUAGUUCAUCUGGUACUGCGUCAUCCCCGGUGCAUGCUAAACAGACGAGAUGGACAGGCAAGGCAACUAGGUUUAAGCAUUUUGGACCGGUGCAAUUGGAUACAAUUAUAACGGGACAUUUGACCCAAGAACAACUUGAUGCGUACCAACAGCUAUUUAGAAUACAGGAGAUAUCAUACUACUUGCGUGUUUCUCAGCAAGAGCAUAAACCGAUUAUAGACCUCCUACCGUCCUCACAUGUUGAGGCAAAGGGUGCUGGCGUAGAGUACAGGAGAGAGCCAUCACCACCGCCCAAAUACGAUAAUCAAGGUAACCGAAUAAACACACGAGAGCAGAGAGUACGGGAGGCGCUCGAGAAGGAGAGACACGAGUUGGUUGAAUUGGCCGCAGGGACCAUAAAAAAUUUUCUAGCUCCAACGGAUUAUAGAAAGCCUUCUAAAACUUUUGAAAAAUUGUACAUACCAGUAAAGGACUAUCCUGAAAUCAACUUUGUUGGAUUCUUGAUUGGCCCAAGAGGUAGAACAUUGAAUAGGCUUCAAGAGGAGUCCGGGGCUCGUCUUCAAAUACGAGGAAAAGGAUCGGUUAAGGAAGGUAAAUCUACUCAAGCAGCAAUAGAAGACAAAUCUUCAGCGGCUGCAGAUUCUGUAGAAGAUGACCUCCAUGUCUUGAUUACCGCUGAUUCUCAGCACAAGAUUGCCAAAGCAGUCAAGUUGGCUAAUGAGGUUAUCGAGAAGUUGAUUACAUCUCCCGAGGGGCAGAAUGAGCUAAAGAGAGAACAGUUGAAAGAAUUGGCCGUGUUGAAUGGUACAUUACGAGAAACCAAACCAUUUGAUCCAGAAGCCUACCAGAGGCGACAACAGAGGGCUUUUGAUAUAACAAGGAUUGUAUGUAAAAGAUGUGGCAGAAUCGGCCAUUAUGCAAGAGAUUGUAAUCAAAACCAAAAUUAUGGUAAUGAUCAUACAAACAAUGCCAAAAACGAAACUGAUAGCUACACACCACAAUCCAGAUCUAUCGCUUCCUCUUCAGAACGAGUAAAUAAGAAACCAAGAACAGAGCUUCCACUACCUCCAUGGCAAAACCAGUAUCAUUAUCAGCAAACUGCAACGGGCACACCAAAUUUGCCCAGCUCUUAUGUUAAUGGUCCUCCACCAUUGAACUACCAAUCUCGACACCCUCCUCCUGCUCAUCCUCCUGCUCAUGCUCAUCCUCCUGCUCAUCCUCCUGCUCAUGCUCAUCCUCCUGCUCAUGCUUAUGCUCAUGCUCAUGCUCACUCACCACCUCCACCUCCGCCACCACCUUCUAUUAAUGCUCAUGCAACACCUCCACCCCCGCCUCCUCCUGCUCAUUCCAACGCACUACCCCCACCCCCACCUCCUUCACAACCACCACCAUCAUCGGGACGAAUACUCUCAAACCCAAAACAAGCAAACCUUUCGCCCUCCUUGGGUUUCAAUGCCAGAGCUACACCCCCAUCAACUUCUGCUCCAUCGGUGCCUCCACCGCCUCAGCCGCCUCAGCCGCCCCAACCUCCACAACCUCCACAACCUCCAAAUCGAAACCAGCCACCGCCACCACCUCCUCCUCCACGGAAAUAA